AUGGAGAAGAGCAGGACCGUGCUGGGGCACCAAGAGAAGCCAUGGCCUCAACGAGACACCAAGGUGUCCCAAAAACAGGCUGUGAAAGGGGGACAAGGAGAUGUCACCGAAACGCUGGGCCACCCGCGGCCCUGCGUGAAGUGCGGGCAGAGCUCUGCCGCCCUCGUCAUCCGCCUCGGGGACGCCUUCUGCCGCGGCUGCUUCCGUGAGUACUUUGUGCACAAGUUCCGUGCGAUGUUGGGCAAGAACCGCGUCAUCUUCCCGGGAGAGAAGCAGCGGGCAUGGACCCACCUCAUCCUGCAGACAGCCCGGACCAGGGGCUACACCAAGGUGAUGACGGGCGAGAGCUGCACCCGCGUGGCCAUCAAGCUCCUCACCAACCUGGCGCUGGGUCGUGGCGCCUUCCUCGCCGUUGACACGGGCUUUGUGGACAACCGCCACGGUGAUGUGAUGGUGGUGCGUCCCAUGCGGGAGUACAUGGCCAAGGAGAUUGCCUUCUACAACCACUUCUUCGAUGUUCCCACUGUCAUCGCGCCACCCCUCCCCACCAAGCGCCGGGAGAAGCCCAGCAUCCACCGCCUGAUGGAGCGCUUCCUUCUGGGGCUGCAGGAGGAUUUCCCUUCCACCAUCAGCACCGUCUACCGGACGGGGGAGAAGCUGAGCCCGGCUCCGGCCAAGGCGAGCAGCGAGUCCCAGCGCUGCCUGCUCUGCCUGUGCGCCCUGGACAUCGCCGGGGAGGAGGAGUUGGCCCUGGAGCCCACGCUGAUCAUGGAGGAGACGGAGCCAGUGGAGGACGGGGCUGAGAGCAAAGCUGCCUUCAUCCCGCUGCUGUGCUACAGCUGCCGCCUCACCUUCAAGGAACUGGGUCCCCUCGCUACGCUGCCGCCCUAUGUGCGCGCCGAGGCCCAGCGCAGGAUCUGCAGGGCACAGAUGGAGCAGCAGAGCCAGGAGGUCCCGCUGGAGGACGAGGAGCCCAGCAAGAGCUGA
Molecule: messenger RNA, 987 nt
Organism: Charadrius vociferus (killdeer)
Lineage: Eukaryota; Metazoa; Chordata; Aves; Charadriiformes; Charadriidae
Gene: CTU2
Product: cytosolic thiouridylase subunit 2 homolog (S. pombe)
Exons: 12
Coding region: 1-987 (328 amino acids)
Biological process (GO): tRNA wobble position uridine thiolation
Cellular component (GO): cytosol
Molecular function (GO): tRNA binding; sulfurtransferase activity
Source: RefSeq, a predicted model, not a curated record